AUGGGCAGAGUUAAAGUACAUGAAGAGAUGAUGUUAUGCAUGACAGUGCACUACCGAGGGUGCUACGACCAAUCAUGCGAGGUUCAGUACCCUCGCCUUGAGUCGCCUGGCUUCUCAGCGGCUCCAUCACAGCGACAAGCUCCGCAUGCGAGGUUCAGUACCCUCGCCUCGAGUCGCCUGGCUUCUCAGCCCGGCUCCGUUAUAGCGGCAAGCUCCGCAUGCGAGGUUCAGUACCCUCGCCUCGAGUCGCCUGACUUCUCAGCCCGGCUCCGUUAUAGCGGCAAGCUCCGUAUGCGAGGUUCAAUACCCUCGCCUCGAGUCGCCUGGCUUCUCAGCCCGGCUCCGUUAUAG
Lactuca virosa is the source of this 351-nucleotide messenger RNA. The record is from the annotation of a GenBank genome assembly. Lineage: Eukaryota; Viridiplantae; Streptophyta; Magnoliopsida; Asterales; Asteraceae.